UUCAACGACUCAAGGGACAACCAAUUCUCGUGCUCCCAUUCGUGGCGAAGAACAUGUCAAAGAAAAAUGAAGACAAUUUAAAGGAUAAGAUAAAGAAUUUACUUGGUUUCUCAAAGGAAAAGGAUAAACCGAUCACCUUCCAAAAAAGCCAAACUAAGGAAAUAGUUUUCACCCCAGAACGUUUAAGGGAGAUUGGCCCUGAAAGUCCUGCUAACAACAGACUUAGAACAAUAAGAGAGCUUAGUGAAGUGGUGCUUAAUAAAAGAUUAGAGGAGAAUGCAAUUGAAGCAUUAUGGCAUAGUAUUAAAGAUUUAGUACAGAGUACUUCACCAUCAGAGAGUAGAAUUGUUGCGUUACAUUUCCUGAAAUGCCUUCUAGAAGGACAGUAUCAGUAUUUAGGGAUCCUCAGAGGAUUUUUUUUCCAUGUUAUUGAAUGUUUAACUGUACCAAGUGAUACUGCAUACAGGUUGGACUUGUUGUUAAUCCUGAGUGAACAUGGAAGAAAUUUACAUGAGUUUGAAGAAGAUGCAGGACCUUUUCUGCUGCAGUGGAUGCCACAAGUACGGUCAUCUGGGAAGAUAAAACAAUAUUUAGAACUUAUUGUCAAUGUUAUCAAGUUUAAUGCUGCUUACUUAGAUGAACCUGUGCUCUCUGGAAUAGUGAAACAGACAUGCAUGGUUACAAAUAAAGGUAACAAAGAAGAAAUAAAUAAGGGUUGUUUGGAUGUCCUGAAUACUGUACUGUGCUACAGUUAUCUGCCUACAGAAUGUUUAGAUUACUUUAUUGCUGCCUUAUGUCGCAUGGUCAAUAUGGCACAUUUCUGUCAGUCAAGCUGGGAUUUGAUGAGGAAGCUAUUAGGUACUCACCUAGGUCAUAGCACUAUAUACACCAUGUGCUGUAUGUUACAAAAUAGGCGACAACCAAUUGACCAUGAGUUAUUACGUGGUGCUGUGUUUUUCAUUGGAAUGGCUCUUUGGGGCUGUAAGAAAGUGCCAUCAUUAAAACAUACUGCUUCAUCAGUGCUUCCUUCAUUUCUACAGGUGCUAUCAACGAACAGUUACUUGGUGGGACAUGAAGUAAUAUUAAGUGUACAGAGACUUUUGAAGAAGUAUGGUAAAGAAUUACAGUAUGUUACUUGGAACUGUAUACUGGAUAUUAUGGAAAGUCUUCUUAAAUUAUUUGAGACCCCUGUCCAACCAACACAGUCAGGAUUUACUCAGAUGGUGGCAAAUUUACAUGAAAUCUUAACAACAAUUGAGGAACUGUAUGCACAUGGUCAUUACAGUGGUUGUGUAUCCAGAUUCUUUAAAAUCAUAGAGUUAUGUUCUACCAAAAGACCAGAAAGUUCAGUUUCCAUGUUAAUUGAUUACGAUGCCCAGCAGAUCCACCCAGGGAAAGAGAACUGGUUAUCUAACAUGUAUCAAUUAUUGGACAAAUAUUUCAGACAUGAACACAGGACUGUAAUACGAGUAAAAGCUUUGACCAUUUUGUCCUUUACACUUAGUGUCAAUAAACACAUGCAUGAGGACGAUUUGAUCAACAAUGUUGUUCUGCCACAUCUCAGCCAUAUUGACACUGACAAAGACCCUGUGGUUAGGAAGGUAGCAGCAGACAUAUUGAUAUGUCUGGCCCAGAGUUGUAGUCCCGCUUGUUUUGCCGAUAUAAUAGGACUCCUUGACAAGUUGAUAACCAGACCUAUGGUGGCAUACCUAACUUCACCACAUCCAGGGAUGGACGGCAGUGAUAUGUUACAGAAACUUGAAGAAAGCCACCUGGUGGAUAUCAAAACAUCGUUAUUAGGAUUAGUAGAUUUAUUCAAAGCAAAGUUAUACACACGGCCAUCAAACCAGUGUUUGAAAUUGUAUGAACUGUUGAUCACUCAUAUGAAAAACCAGUAUUCUUCACCUAAAGAGUAUGUCAGCUAUGCUGCUGCUACUGUUAGGAAAGCCAUAUUAGAAUCCUUCUUGCUAUUAAGAUGUGACAGUUUACAUAGAUUAGGAUUUAUAGAUAAAAACCAAGAAGACAAUCAAUUUAUAUUUAGUCCCUAUAUUGUGUGCCAAACCAGUGAAGAAGAUGAAGAGGAUCUUCAACCCUGUAGUCCUCCAGAACAAACCAGUAGUGCUGCCUUCUUGUGGUCCCAAGCUGCAUUACUUAGCUAUGAUGAAAUAUUUAAUAUGUUCAUAGAUUGUUUAGAACAUGACAAAGACUGGCAAGUAAUGGAAUGUGUAUUGGUUAACUUGCCACUGCUACUACAGAACAAAUCAUUAGUGCUGUCAACAAAUCGUAACAUGGUAGAUGUACUCUGUCAAAAGUUGUGUUCUAUGGUGAAUGACAGACAGUUAGGUUUUCCAGAGAAGUUACAGAGUGUACCUCCAGGAAAGUUCACACGGUCAGACUUCCACACCUUUAUAUUUCCUGUUCUGGUGUCAUUAGUAUCCUACCAUUCUUACCUGGAUAAAAAUAAACAGAGACAGCUUAUAAAGUGCUUAGAGUUUGGUUUGGUAUCUAAAUGCUCCAAGAUAUGUACUAAUUCCUUGAGAAUCUGUACCUUAGAGAUGCAGGACGUCAUGAUGAGACUUUUACCAUCAGUUCUGUUACAACUGUCCAAGAUCUCGGCCACUGUCCAUAUGGCAAUUCCUGUCUUAGCCUUCCUUUCCAGUAUUGUACGUUUACCAAAGAUGUAUGCCAACUUUGUAGAAGAUGAAUACAUGAGUGUCUUUGCCAUAGCUUUACCUUAUACUAACCCUUUCAAAUUUAGUCACUACACAGUGUCAUUGGCUCAUCAUAUCAUAGCCAUCUGGUUCAUAAGAUGCAGAAUGCCAUUUAGAAAAGGUUUUGUUAAAUUUAUUCAAAAGGGACUUAAAGCAAAUGUCCUGAAACAUUUUGAAGACAACAGUUUGAGCCAUUUAAACCAAGAUUCAUCAGAAAGAGGUCGAUCAGCUACCUAUAAUGAACCAGCAUUUAAAGCCCGUAGAAGGAUAUCAUCUGGUCCAGGUAAUUCACCACUGCGUUCUCAGUCGCCACCUGUGGAUGAUAAGAUGUCAGUAUUCCAUAAAGAACUCACAGAAACUUGUACUGAUAUAAUGUCGAGAUAUACAUUUGCCAACUACAGUGCUGUACCACAGAGGUCACAAGUAGCUGAGUUUUUGUUAAAUGGAGGUCAAUCACAAACAUGGAGUGUUGGUAAUAAAUUAAUUACUAUUACGACCAGUGGUGGAGCUGGAACUAAAUAUAACAGCUCAGGGGUCCUGUGUGAUAAGUGUAUGGCACAUUAUCAGCCACAAAGUCAGCCAGCUGAACCAAAGACACCAGUCACUCCUGGCAGACGACGACAUAGAUCCGCCUUUGUAGGGAGGAGCACAUCUUUGAUUGACAAUUCUAAAGGAAGUAUUGAUGACAUAGGUGUCCAAUCAAGACUCUCAUUCAAUGAUGACAUGAGUUUGGAAGAUGCUCUUGAAGGACAAGAUAUUGGGGUACAGACUGGGACAUCGCUCACAGAACAUACACCAAAAUCAGGAUUCGAAAGUGAAAAUCUUGAGUCAAUACUUUGUGGGUCAAUGAACAAAUCAACAGAUGGACGGAUGUUUAGUAACUACCAGUGUAAUUGUUGGUGUACAGGAUGGGCAGAGGUAUACAUCAGAUCUCCUAGUGGUGUCAUUGGCUGGAUGAUGAGGAUUGAAAAUGAAACAUCUAUGACUUCACUUCAGGACCCCCAGUUUCAUGACUUCACAAUAUUAUUUGCCAACUUCCGUAAUGCCAAACAGCCAGAUAUAGACAGCCUGAGUAGCAGGAUUGAUGUAGACAGUUUAGGAGAAGAAGAAUAUGUGUCACUGUAUGAUCAACAUUUCCCAUCUGAUCACGGAUCUUCAGGUGGAUUGUUUGCUGAAUGUGCUGAAGGCAUACAGAUAUUGAUUGAUGGAAACAAUAAGAUAGAAACAAACGGUCAGGUUGAAAAGGAAGACACGAAGGACUCAAGUAAUCAAGAUGAAAGCAUUAUUUCUAUGUUGAAGAGAAGCACAUCAUCACCAUCACUCUUAGAAACAGGAAAUAAUCACUCGGGUGAAAAAGACCCAAUGCCAUCCCCUAUUGCUGAUUCAAAUAAACUUUUACAUGAUUCAGAAUCUAAUUUACAUAAAACAGUGGUUGAUGGACCAAAAGUAAAAGAAGAUGGUAUCAAUUUGAACGUGGUCUCAACCAGACCUAGUAAUAUAUCUAAAAGCACAAAUAUUCUAAGUCCAACAAGUCCAAAUACUGUGAACCUUCCACAACUGUCUUUGUCACCAGAAAGUUCUGAAUCUUCUGCCCAUGAUGAGUUGCCAGAUUUACCAGCAUUUAAGAAACAAAGAGGUCAUACGAUAUCUGUUGUGACCCCUGAAAGAGGCCAUGAGGAGAGAUCAGGUGGAAAAGAUGCUGGCAGGGGUGGCAUCAAUCCAAGUUUUGUGUUUUUACAAUUAUACUUUGGAGGAAUGUUGCACCAUGGAGAUGAAAUGCCACUUCUACUUCCACAAUCUGAUGUAAUGAAGAGAGCCAUUAACAAUCUAGAUAGAAUCUACCCAUUUGCCACCCAUAAGAUUGGUGUUGUUUAUGUUGGUUCACGCCAGACAAAAGAUGAGAAAGAAAUAUUAUCAAACCAAUCAGGGUCAGAGAGAUAUAUCAAAUUUUUACAAGGUUUAGGACAAUUAAUACGACUACAUGAUUGUGAUCCAAACAAAGUUUACAUUGGAGGGUUAAACAAAGAUGGCAGUGAUGGACAAUAUUGCUAUGGGUGGCAGGAUGAAACUUUACAUGUGAUUUAUCAUGUUGCUACCCUGAUGCCAAACAAGGAAUCUGACCCUAAUUGUAAUUCCAAGAAACUACACAUUGGUAAUGACUAUGUUACUGUUGUAUACAAUGAUAGUGGGGAAGAUUACAGAAUUGGAACAAUAAAGGGACAGUUCAACUAUGUUAACAUUGUGAUCAAGCCAUUAGACUAUGAAAGUAAUGCUAUAACAUUACAGGCCAAAGAAGUACCCUUUCAGGACAGUAUCACAACAGAUAUAGCUGAAAUUCUUGGUCACAAAGAUACUAAAGUGAUUUCUGAUCAACAUUUAUCAGACUUAGUAAGACAGAUUGCUGUAAAUUGUAAUUUAGCCUCAUUAGUGCUACAAAGACAACAGUCCAACCCAGAGGAUCCUUUUGCUAGUAAUCCACUGGAACGACUACGUCAAAUAAAGAGGAUUAAACAGAAAGCCUUACUAGAGUUAGGACUACAGAACCCAACAGAACAAGAUCACAAAGGACAAAAAUUAGAUGAUUUUACUGAAUUUGUUUAGAUUAUUUAACCAAAAAUUAUUGAUGAUUUUACUGAAUUUGUUUAGAACAUUUCACAAAAUUUAGAUGAUUUUACUGAAUUCGUUUAGAUAAUUUCACAAAAAUUACAUAUUAUUUUAUAGGUAGGAUAUCCAUUGAUCUUUUUUUAGAAAAAAUCUAUCAGUAUCACCACAAAAUAGAAAUUUUGAUGAAUGUAACUGAAUUGCUGCUCAAGUAAAAAAGUCAAGAUCUCUUCUAUAGAUUAAUAUCCUAUAUCUUUAUGUAUACAAAAUAUAUAAUACAUUCCCAGUCAAUGCAUAAAAUAAUAAUGAAUUACUUAAAAAUGUUUCAUUUAAUGUGAGAGGGUGUAAACACAGAAUUAAAGUUACAUUGCCUUAUGUAAAAAUGUAUUUUUUUGCUUCAAAUCACCAGUAAUAAUUGUGCAUUAUAAACACAUUUUUAAGAAAGGAGAACAGUCAUUUAAAAUGCCAACAAAAAGUGGCGUAAAUAUGGCUUAAUAAAAACUUUUGUAAAUGAAAUCAUAGGAUGAAACAGAAAUAUUCUACAAUAUGUGAUAACAGUCACAAAGGCAUUUUAAACCAAAUGGACUAUAAGUUAAAAGUUACAUAAUAAGUAUUUGAUACCAGAUAAAGGUAUGAAAAAACAUUUGUUUGAAUGAUAGAUGUUUGCUUUAUGCCACCUCAGCAGAAAAAUAAAGUUAUAUUUUCUGGUGACCAUUUUUUUUUGGUUAGUAAAUUCAUAAUUUCGAGCAUAAUUAUAUUUUUUAUUUUAUAUUAAACUUCAUUAAAGUAAGAUUUUUUGUAUUUUGAGUGAUGUUUUUACAUGAUUUUGGAAGAUUCUUAAACAAUAAGAUGAACAAUUGCAAACAAAAAUAUCUCUUCUUGUAGCUGGCAAAUUUUUUGAAAAGGAUCUCUAAGUACAUUUUAUCUAGAAAAGAUUAAUGUAUAAGUUUUAUGUGAAUUCCCUAUCUUAAAGCAAAAGGGUCUGUACUAAAUGUGUUGAAAUUUGCCUUAAAAAAAUACUGCAAAGUAAAGUUUUAUAUCAAAAGGCUUUCUUGAAGUUCUUGAAUCUAUUGUUACUGUGUAAUAACAGGUUGAUUUAUGAUUACUAUUUUCUGUCCAAUGGACACAUUAUGUUGUUUACUAUUUGUUUGCUAAUGAACUCCUUUCUCAAAGGAACUUACUUUAUACAGAUAUGUAUGAAGCUAAGAACGUGAUGAGAUUGUAGAUGGUGCAUAACAUAGUGUUAAUUAAUCACUAUUUGUUUUUUGUUUAAAGCUUUAUAUAUUAAUUCUUCUUAUAGUUUCUCUUUGACUUUGAACAUUAAUUGCUAUAUAAAUUUGCAUGAUUUAUAUUUUAAAACUGAUUUUGUGUAUUAGUGUGCAUAUUUCUAUUUAUAUAUGAUCCUUUCUUUCUUUCUAAAACUGAUAGGUAGAUACUGACAAAAUCAAGUUUAUUAUUCUUUCAUAUGAGAUGAUUAUAACAUCUAGGAUAGUGCAAACAUUUUUAUAGUAAAUCUUUAUUAUCUUAUCUUUAAAAAAUAUGCUAUAAAAGUCUAUGUCUAUGCUCUAUUGAUCUGCAAUAAAUGGCAGUUGUAUCUUGAAAAGGUUGGGAAUAGCUAAAGCUGUUUUUGAAAGUGCUGGGUAAUUUUAUUUCAUUACAUGAAUGUAUUAUUAAUGUUUAAAUGAAUGCCUUUUUAUAUCUUUCCAAUUUAGCAAAAAUAUCAUUUAAAAUCUUCUUCAUAACCUUGAGGGUAAAAUACAGUAAACGGGCUGCAUCCAAAUUUGCAUACAAAUUUUUUCUUGUUGAACCUUAAUUGAAAAUUAAAUUUGAACAUUUAUUUAACAAGCACAUAAAAUCUAUGAAACAUGUUCUUUAAUUUGACUUAAAAUCAAAUCUCUAAUAACCAAUGCAUAGAUUUUUCUGGGGAAAAAUUAUAUGUUGUUGAUACUUUAAUUUCCAUGUUAAUGUUGACUGAUCAAUAAAGAAGCAACAGUUUAUCACUGCUAUGCCUGAAAUUUUUAAGCAAGUAAAAGUUAGGUGACUGUUUCAUUUUUAGCUCACCUGGCCUAAAAGGCCAUGUGAGCUUUUCUCAUCACUUGGCGUCUGUCGUCGUCGUCGUCGUCUGUCGUCGUUAACAAUUUUUCAAACAUCUUCUCCUCUGAAACUACUGAAUGGAUUUGAAUGAAACUUACCAUGACUGUUCCUUAGUAUAUCCUGCAUAAAAUGUGCGCUUCGAUUUUUGAUCCGUCAAAAAACAUGGCCGCCCUUACUUAAAAUAGAACAUAGGGGUCAAAUGCAGUUUUUGGCUUAUAUCUCAAAAACGAAAGCAUUUAGAGCAAAUCUGACAUGGGUAAAAAUGUUCAUUAGGUCAAAAUCUAUCAGCCCUGAAAUUUUCAGAUGAAUCAAACCAACCAUUGUUGGGUUGCUGCCACUUAAUUGGUAAUUUCAAGGAAAUUUUGCAGUUUUUUGUCAUUAUAUUGAUUAUUAUUAUAGAUAAAGAUAAACUGUAAACAACAAAAAUGAUCAGCAAAGUAAGAUCUACAAAUAAGUUAAAAUGACCAAAAUUGUCAAUUGACCCCUUAAGGGGUUAUUGUCCUUUAAUGACAAUUUUUCACAAUUUGUUCAUCAUAUUUGCUAACUUUAAAAAAUCUUCUCCUCUGAAACUACUGAAUGGAUUUGGUUAAAACUUAGCAUGAUUGUUCCUUAGAUUAUCCUGCACAAAGUGUGUGCUUUGAUUUUUGAUUCGUCAAAAAACAUGGCCACCAUUACUUAAAAUAGAACAUAGGGGUCAAAUGCAGUCUUUGGCUUAUAUCUCAAAAAUGAAAGCAUUUAGAGCAAAUCUGAUAAGGUAAAAAUGUUCAUUAGGUCAAUAUCUAUCAGCCCUGAAAUUUUCAGAUGAAUCAAACAACAAAUUGUUGGGUUGCUGCCACUUAAUUGGUAAUUUUAAGGAAAUUUUGCAAUUUUUGGUCAUUAUCUUGAAUUUUAUUAUAGAUAAAGAUAAACUGUAAACAGCAAAAAUGAUCAGCAAAGUAAGAUCUACAAAUAAGUUAAUAUGACCAAA
This is a messenger RNA of Mytilus trossulus (common blue mussel), 8373 nucleotides long. RefSeq names its product tuberin-like. NCBI's taxonomy places the organism in Eukaryota, Metazoa, Mollusca, Bivalvia, Mytilida, Mytilidae. Gene Ontology annotation, molecular function: GTPase activator activity. Gene Ontology annotation, biological process: negative regulation of phosphatidylinositol 3-kinase/protein kinase B signal transduction; regulation of cell cycle; negative regulation of Wnt signaling pathway. The transcript has 38 exons. Gene Ontology annotation, cellular component: nucleus; TSC1-TSC2 complex; cytoplasm. Bases 54 to 5312 code for a protein of 1752 amino acids. The record is from RefSeq and is a predicted model, not a curated record.